UUAGCAUUUUUAGAAAUCUUUCCCGGUUAUUCUUCUAGGUCUAAACGAUAGUCUGUUGACCCGAAUGCAUUACUUCACUGUAUGAAAUGGCACCAGGAAGAAUCAGGUUCGUUAUUGAAAAGGCAAAGUGUACCCCCCCCCCCCAUCCCUCAUACCUCAGUGGGAUACCAGGGAGGGGCUGCCUGCUUCACCUUUUUAUAUUCCCAUCUUCCUUUCUUCUACAAUGGAGAUAACCAGGCAGUUGUAUGUAUGUAGAAUGGUUUGUGUUAAGCCAGAAUGACAACCCCCCUAAAAAAAAAUGCCCCAAAGAAAUGAAAAAGAAAUAAUCCGACUGAAGCUGGCCAGUUAGGUCUGCCCACAUGAUUUCCACGUUAAGGUCUGACUCAGUCUUUCCUUUUCAGCCAGCACGGUCCGGCCAGAAGAUGGCAUGACUACAGGUGUGGAAAAUGGCAAGGCGACCCUGGGUGUGGAAGAUUCCGUGGUGACCCCAGGUGCCAGUGGAGAGCCCCAUGAGUCUGCUGGCUUGACAGCUCCGAUGCCGACAAGAACAAAGAGCACGACAGAGGUUCACAAAGAGGACCUGCCCACUGCAGAAAGCACAAUCCACUCCCAAGGACAAAGCCAGAGCACAACAACCCUGAAUGUGGCAACUAGUCAGUCCCUGGGGAAAACAGAUGGAGAAAAACCAACAGUUGAGAAAGGUGGCUUGUCAACAGUGACCCUGGUUGGAAUCAUAGUUGGGGUCUUACUAGCCAUUGGAUUCAUUGGUGGAAUCAUCAUUGUGUUUGUUCGAAAAAUGUCAGGAAGGUAUUCGCCCUAAAGAGCUGAAGACUUGUGCCCACCUGCCAGUAUGUUUUAAAAAAGAGAGUUUCCAACUUCCCCCCACCGCCUGAGCGUGUGGAGAAGAUGACCCGCGGAAAUGCUUCGCCACUGCACUCAAAAUCCACGGUGACCCCUCCACUCGCCAAAAGUAAUGGAAGGAGAGAGCAUUCACAAGACUCGCUUCUCUAAGCGUUUGUCUUUUGAAAAAAAAAAUGGUUUUAAUAUAAAUUUUGUAUAAGAUGAUUUAACAGACAAAAUGCACAGAAAAUGGAGCAAAACUAUGUCAUCUGAUGUGUAACUAAGGUAGACAAUAUAAUUCAAUCGAUGUUAGAAACUGAAAUCAUGUCUUUGUUCUGAUUGUUCUCUCUUGUUGUUAGAAUGCAAAGGAAUUUGGAAAUAUUUAUACCAAUGAUGUCCUUGGGUGUAAAGCUAUGUCAGUACGUGGCAUAAGCAUUUUGCAGUUUCUGAUCUGUUGAAAUGUAUGCAUUCCAGUCUAAUUGGGUCUGUUUUUAAAGCCUGAUUUGGUGUGAAUAAUCAAGUAGAAAAUCUAAACUUGCAUAAUAUGUAAUGAGCAACAGCCUUUCACUGGUCUGGGUAAAUCAUUUCAAAGGUAUCUAUUUUAGAUCAUAAACAGAAGUCUGUACUUUGGGGAAGGCAUUUUGUGUCUCACAACCAGGGCACCGGCAGGGUCUCUGUGCUCUGCUGCCUGCUCCAAUGACGACUUUAUGAAACAAAGGUUUGCUUCUACCUGCCCCCUUCCACUUCCCUCAGAUGAUGGGGGUCCAGAGCUAAAGGGGUGACCUUCUCUCUUCCCCAUGACACA
This is a messenger RNA of Kogia breviceps (pygmy sperm whale), 1645 nucleotides long. It is a transcript of the gene PDPN, whose product is annotated as podoplanin. Gene Ontology annotation, molecular function: chemokine binding; protein-folding chaperone binding; signaling receptor binding. The record is from RefSeq and is a predicted model, not a curated record. Gene Ontology annotation, cellular component: apical plasma membrane; basolateral plasma membrane; lamellipodium. Gene Ontology annotation, biological process: response to hyperoxia; Rho protein signal transduction; lung development. Lineage: Eukaryota; Metazoa; Chordata; Mammalia; Artiodactyla; Physeteridae.